AUGGGUGCCUCGCGGGAGAGGGGUCGUGAUGAUAUCACAGCAGAGGGCCGCAGCCCACGUAGUGAUAGUAGACGUAGGGGUGGUAGAGAUAGAUCGAGGCAUGGAUCGGAUGAUGGAGGGGAUGUCCACUCGAAGAGGGUUAGGGAAGAUAGUAAUGCCAGGAGUCAGCGUGAUAAUCCUCGAGACGAGCCGCAUCGUAGCCGUAAUGACGACCCCGAAGAUAGUCCUACUCGGAAGCGUAAGGAGGAUACAGGUGAUGAUGGAGACAGGAAAAGCCGAGAACGCUCUAGACGUAGGAGUCCUAUCAGACGUGAUCGGAGGCCUAGGGAUAGGAGGAAGCGUUGGAGCCGGUCUCCCUCUGAGAAACAGAAAAAGCCUUUCAAAUUCGAUUCCCCACCUAAGGAGCUGGCUGCCCAACUAGACGGAAGUGGAACAUCGUUGCUAGGAUUGCCUCAAACGGUUGUAUCAUCCUCCUCUACCAUAAAGGAGGCCUUCAAUGCUACUCUAGCAGCUGAGAGGCAGAAGAUCGCUAGAGAGCUGUACAUAGGGCAGAUUCCACCUGGCAUAUCUGCAGCCCACUUGAUCGAUGUAUUGAAUGAUAGUCUUAUGAAUAUGGGUGCUAAUGCAAUGCCAGGCCGGCCUAUCGUACAUGGAUGGUUAGGUGGGGAUGGUUUAUUUGCCUUUGUUGAAUUCCGUACUGCAGAGGAGGCUAGUAUAGCUUUAGAGAGGCUCAAUGGGCAUCAGCUUAAGUCAUAUGGUGUGAGCAUUAAAGUAGGCCGUCCUAAGGGGUACAUGGGCCCUGCACCCGAGGAUUCAGUCAAUGCCUAUACUGCAGGGGGCAAUACGGCAUCAUCAUCAUCAUCUGCUAUUCCAGGAGGGAUAUCUGCUGCUGAAGUUGCAUCCGAUACCAGUAGACUAUGCCUCAUCGGAUUCCCUUUGAAGGCAAGUGAACACUCUAUCAAACGGGCAUUACGGAGUGCAGCUAAAGGGGAGAUACGACAUCUAGAGAUACUCAAGCACACUUGGAAUGAUGAACAGAUUGUGCUAGCCGUCUUCGAAUGUGUCAAUAUAGAGGACGAGCAUAGAUUGAAGAAAAAGGGUGAAGUUGAGAUACAAGGCGUGAAAGCUAGGAUUAUCAACCCUAAAGAUGCCAUAGUCAAAGGAUACAUGAACUUUGAUGGUGAUAUAAUGAAGAAGGGUAUGGGUUUGGAGGUAGUCCCGUCGAGAGUACUUGUCAUGACUAACUUUGCUGGUAGUGUUGAGGAGUUAUUAGAUGAUAUCAACUACAGUGAUCUCAUGGAUGAUAUCAAAGUGGAAUGUAAAUCGAUAACUGGUGGUGCUGAUGUCCGAAGUAUUAUCAUACCCCGUCCCGAGACCAAUACUACUAUACCCACAGUCAAUGAUGUUAAUACACCUAAUGGCGAUGCACAUCAUCAUGACUCGGCUACUAUGGAGGAUAGCCACCAGACGACUGUGCAGGGCAACACAUCGACUGCAGCAGUACCAGCUGUGGAUAUGCAAGUACCAGGCCUUGGAUGCUGCUUCAUAGAGUUUCGUAGUGUUGAAGAGGCGGGGCAAGUUAAACGUAUAUUAGACGGACGUAUCUUCGGUGGUCAUGAAGUAUUCGUUACUUACUUCUCUGAGACGCGUUUCCAGAGAGGUGAUUUUGCCAAUCCCAUGCCUAACACAGAUGAGCCUGAAGUCGGCUUGAAAGAUAUAGGGGAGAAUGCGCCGCUGUUGGACGAUGGUAUGGAUACUGAUGAGGAUGAUAAUAUGGUUGAUGCCACCAACAUUGAUGAUUAUGAUGACGGUGAACAGGAUAUGAGAAUACAUAAUAGGGAUGAUGUCAAGGCACGUAAGAGGAGUAAGCAACCAUCACCAUCACUAGCAGCUGAGGAUCUCGAGAUUAUCGACUAAGGCUCCCGCCGGUUGCCUAGCUACUACACGUUUUCUCUAUCA
This is a messenger RNA of Perkinsus marinus ATCC 50983, 1959 nucleotides long. RefSeq lists its product as hypothetical. Gene Ontology annotation, molecular function: pre-mRNA 3'-splice site binding; poly-pyrimidine tract binding. Bases 1 to 1917 code for a protein of 638 amino acids. Lineage: Eukaryota; Perkinsozoa; Perkinsida; Perkinsidae. The record is from RefSeq and is a predicted model, not a curated record. The transcript is spliced from 15 exons. Gene Ontology annotation, cellular component: commitment complex; U2AF complex; U2-type prespliceosome.